Hymenoscyphus albidus is the source of this 5238-nucleotide messenger RNA. NCBI's taxonomy places the organism in Eukaryota, Fungi, Ascomycota, Leotiomycetes, Helotiales, Helotiaceae. The record is from the annotation of a GenBank genome assembly.
AGUACUCAAUUCAUUAGGAAUUGUUCUUCUUUGCCGAGCUCGGAGUCGCCUGUUGAUAGGUGCACCGCUCAGGACUGGGGACUAGGGAUCAUACUGUAUCUAGAAAUUUUAUUGUCGCGACUACGUCUCGCCCUCGCCUUCCAAUCUUCAUCUUCUUCUUUUUCUCACAAGAAUCUCUCCUCUCCUCUCACGAGAGAAUCAGACGUCGUCGCGGGUUUGCCAUUGAACUUGCAGCUAUGGCGACUUCGUUGGAGAUCCGUACCCCAGGCGAAGCUGGUAUGUACUUGUAUUGAUUAACGCCUGCGUUGAUCCCCACCCUCUGUCUUAAGGGCAUCCGCAUAACCCCGCGUCGCACGGAAUUCGUACUGGAUGACACUUUUGCUAAUGGUCUGGUGCUGUAUAUAGUGGCACGAAUUGCAUAUCUGUCCAGCGACGUCAUUGUCUCGGUGCAGGCAGCUCAGUCAAUUGAAUCGGAAUUCUCCUCCCAUUUAAAAAGAUAUGCUGGACGAGGCGAUCAAAGUCUUGUGGCAGCCACCGAAAAUCGUGUGCCUGAAGUUCGUUAGGAAAAUGCCACCCUAAAAUUGUCACAAACUGAUCUUCUGGGCAGAUUCAAACAGUGAGACACAAUGCUGAUCCGCUACUUUCCGUGUUUGCUCCAAUUCGAAAUGGCAAACUCGUUGCAGUCACUACAAGUUCUUCAAUCCUCGUCUCCUCGGUUCCUCAUUUAUAUAGACUCGCAAACCUACCAGUGGUCAUCCACGUCUCUUUGCAGCCCGCCCAAUAUCCAGAUUAUUCUUCAAUUACGUCCAUUCGAAAUUCCGGAUUUACCUUUCUCCAAUCAGAGACUCUGCAGGAGGCACAAGAUAUCGCCUUGACGGCACAUGCCUUGGCUAUCAAAUCAGGAAAGGGUGUAAUACAUUUCUUCAGUGCUGGAACUUCAGCUAAGGACCCUUUUAUCCCUUUCGAAGAUACCCAGGUCGCGGGCCAAGUUCUCAAUUUAGAUGUGGUUAGAAAGUUCCAAGGUAGCAAAAUUGGUGGAACGAGUAUAUAUGCAGAUGAAGGAAGGGUGGUAACCAUUACCGAGACCCAGAGCGCCGAGCCGGGGGCGAUGGAGGGGGUGGAAGCUACAACCCCGUCAAUCCAGCGAAUCACCUCCGAGAUACCAUCAAAAGCAUCUUCUGUGGGCUCGUCGAAAUCAGAUAGAGCGAGCAGUAUUGAGAGCAAGGAGUCGGUCUCUUCUGCAACAACCGUUGAACAAACCACAGUUCGCCCAGCCAACUCGGAUGAUAUCUACAAUUUCGUAUCCAGUAUUUGGGCCGAGCUCAAGCAACACGUUGGACGAGAGUACACACCUUUUCAUUACUCUGGCCCUUCAAAUGCAGAAGAGGCGCUUGUCGUUUUUGGCUCAGAUGUAGGAGCUUUCGCAUCAGUAAUCGAUGCUGCAAAGCCAGGCGAGGUCUAUGCAAAAGUUGGUAUCAUUACGGCUCGAUUAUACAGGCCGUGGCUAGGAACAAAGUUAGUUGCGGCAAUUCCAAAAUCUAUUAAACGAUUGGCAGUUCUUGAACAAAUCCGGAGAAAAACUACCAAAUGGGGACCUUUACUAUUGGAUUUCCUCACUACACUCAAAUCUGGACCUGCAGGCGGAGUCGAGACUAUUGUUGGUCACCAAUUAGGCUAUAUUGCACCAGAUGCUAUUCCACAGGCUUUACGUGGUGUUCUCCAAAAUCUGACGUCGGAAAAGCCAAUUCAAAAUCUUGGAGUAGGGAAAUCAGAAGGUCCUUCAGAAAUGGAGGAUUCGUAUGAUUUAUCACAGCCUAAAGUUGAAUCAGCAUACAUGAAAAUUUUGGACCAGAUUUUUGGGCAGCGAUUAUAUUUGGCUAACGCACUUGAUUCACAAAAUACCGGAAUCUCCGCUUCAAUUUCAUCAAAUCCCGAGUUUGGAUUCGGGUCAUUGGUGGCUAGAAAAGAGAGUCGACAACGAUUAAUUGGCGAAAUACAGACUGCCGUGAACUCAAACUCCUUUGAUCAGGAAGCAAAGGCUUUAUUCACCAAGUGGGGAUCGACUGCUGGGAAUGGAAAUGAAUCGACUGAAGUUGCUGAAGAAGUCAUCGCUUUACUCGAGAAAGAUGGGUCUGCCAAAUCGAAAGAGCUGCUUUCUAACAAAGGAUUAUUCAGAAAGGAAUCUCCUUGGCUCGUGGGAUCAGAUGCUUGGGCAUACGACCUCGGCAACUCUGGUGUUCAUCAUGUUAUCGCGUCUGGAGAGAAUGUAAACAUGCUCAUCAUUGACUCUAGCCCUUACUCUGAGAGAUCAGCGGCAGACGCUGCCAGGCGGAAAAAAGAUAUUGGUCUCUAUGCCAUGAACUAUGGGAACUCAUAUGUUGCAUCCGUUGCUGUUUACAGCUCAUAUACUCAGGUUUUGCAAGCAAUGAUUGAGGCUGACCAAUUCGAUGGUCCCUCAGUUGUCGUAGCAUACCUUCCAUAUUUCAAGGAGAUUGAUUCCCCUCUAACCGUCCUCCAAGAGACGAAGAAGGCCGUGGAUCUUGGUUACUGGCCACUUUACAGAUGGAACCCUCAAAAUGAGUCUCGCGGAGAGCCAAACUUCUCGCUGGAUUCUGAGCGGAUAAAGAAUGAGCUCAAGGCUUUCUUGGCUCGGGACAACCACCUCACGCAGUUGAUGAAGAGACAUCCCGAAUCUUCUUCUAAUUUAGCACAGGAUUACGGAACUGAGGUUCGAGCACUUCAAAAGCGCAACGCCAAAGAUGCUUAUGCUCAACUUCUCGAGGGGCUUUUUGGUGCACCAUUGACCGUUCUCUUUGCUUCCGAUAAUGGGAAUGCUGAGUCGCUGGCCAAGAGACUGGGAAAUCGUGGCAGAGCUCGUGGGCUGAAAACAAUUGUGAUGGCCAUGGAGGACUAUCCAAUCGAGGACCUUCCUACCGAAGAGAAUAUUGUCAUUCUUUCAAGUACAGCAGGCCAGGGUGAGUUUCCUCAAAAUGGACGUGCUUUUUGGGACGCUAUCAAAGACAAUACCGAUUUGGAUCUAUCAAAUGUCAACUUUUCCAUCUUUGCCCUUGGUGACAGCCAUUACUGGCCUCGCAAGGAAGACAAGCACUAUUACAACAAGCCAGGAAAGGACCUUGAUCGCGUUAUGGCAAAUCUUGGCGGGAAGAGAUUAGCAGAAAUUGGUCUCGGUGAUGAUCAGGAUCCUGAUGGUUACCAGACCGGUUACCAGGUCUGGGAACCUAUAGUCUGGGCAGCUCUUGGUGUUGAUAAGGUUGAGGGUCUACCGGAAGAGCCACGUAAGUAUCAAAAUGCCUUCUUCUGAAGUUGAUGAUCACUGAGCUUGUCACUAACGUAUUGCAGCUCCAAUUACCAAUGAGGACAUCAAACUAGCCUCAGACUUUCUACGCGGAACCAUCGAGGAGGGGUUGCAAGACACAACUACGGGUGCCAUCUCCGCAGCCGAUCAGCAAUUGACCAAGUUCCACGGCACCUAUAUGCAAGAUGACCGGGAUCUUCGCGACGAGCGUAAAGCACAAGGUCUUGAGCCAGCAUACUCUUUCAUGAUCCGAUGCAGGCUACCUGGUGGUGUUGCAACCCCAUUGCAGUGGAUUCAGAUGGACGACAUCAGCAACAACUUUGGAAACGAGACCAUGAAGCUGACCACCCGUCAGACUUUUCAAUUCCAUGGAGUUGUCAAGACAAAGCUCAAGUCUGCUAUGAGAGGUAUUAACCAAUCUUUGAUGACAACUAUCGCUGCUUGUGGCGAUGUCAACCGAAAUGUCAUGUGCAGUAGUUUGCCAACCGCUUCCAAAUAUCAUCGCGAAGUUUAUGCUUCCUCGGCGAAGAUAUCAGAUCACUUAUUACCAUCUACAACUGCAUAUCACGAGAUUUGGCUUAAAGAUGAAAACGAUAAGAAGACUCAGGUUGCUGGCGACGCUGUUCAAGAUUUCGAACCUCUCUACGGUCCUACUUAUCUUCCCAGAAAGUUCAAGAUCACAAUUGCCAUUCCACCACAUAACGAUACCGAUGUCUACGCUCAUGAUAUUGGUCUCAUCGCUAUCAAGGGGAAAGAUGGCCACCUUGCUGGUUUCAAUCUCCUCGCUGGUGGUGGUAUGGGUGUUACGCACAACAACAAGAAGACUUAUCCACGUACUGGAAGCACGCUUGGAUUUGUAUCCACUGAUCAAGUUCAUAUUGCUUGUGAAAAGGUCAUGCUUGUUCAGCGUGAUUUUGGCGAUCGUAAGAACCGAAAACAUGCUCGCCUAAAGUACACCAUUGAUGACAUGGGAGUUGACGUGUUCCGAGGUAAGGUUGAAGACUUGUGGGGCCAGAAAUUCGAGAAGCCAAAGGCCUUCAAGUUUCAAAGCAAUAUCGAUACUUUUGGAUGGCAAAAGGAUGAAGUUGGUUUGAACCACUUCACGUUCUUCGUCGAGAAUGGCCGUAUUGAAGAUACUGCUGAUUUCCCCAUGAAGACUGGUCUUCGCGAGAUUGCCAAGGUCCACAAAGGAGAGUUCAGAUUGACGGGUAAUCAACACUUGAUUUUAAGUAAUGUUGAGGAUGCCGACAUGCCGGAAAUGAAGAAGAUGAUGGCCAAGUACAAGCUUGAUAAUUAUCAGUUCUCAGGCCUUCGUCUUUCCUCGUCGGCAUGUGUUGCUUUCCCUACUUGUGGUCUGGCAAUGGCAGAGAGUGAGCGCUAUCUUCCAGUGCUCAUCUCCAAACUGGAGGGAGUUAUUGAAGAGAACGGCAUGAGACAAGAUUCAAUUGUCAUGAGAAUGACGGGUUGCCCCAACGGUUGCGCUCGCCCUUGGUUAGCAGAAGUGGCAUUUGUAGGAAAAGCAUUUGGAGCUUAUAACAUGUAUCUUGGCGGAGGCUACCAUGGUCAACGUCUGAACAAGCUCUAUCGAAGCAGCAUCAAGGAAGAUGAGAUUCUCGACAUCAUGAAGCCGUUAUUGAAGCGGUAUUCGUUGGAGCGUAAUAAGGAUGAGCAUUUUGGGGAUUUCUGCAUUCGGAUUGGUAUGAUUAAGGAGACGACCGAAGGGAAGAAUUUCCAUGACCAUGUAAGUUUUUAGAUCUAUCUCCAUUUUUUGAGCGUGGUUUACUAACGGGUUUUUCUAGGUUGCUGAAGAGGAAUCUGAUGAGGAAUGAUUGAUUGAAUUUGGGAUUUGGGCAUUUUCUUUUCUCUUUCUGUUUUCUACAUGAUAUCGUGGCACGGUAAGCGUAUAUAUUGGCGUUUCGACG